UACUCCUUUAAGGGGACCCGGAAGUGCUUGUUAAACCGGACGUGCAGACUUUCCAAUGUGACUUACCUUUGCAAAUACUUGUUAUAAUUCUGGCUUCUUAGAGGUCUAAAGUCUUCAAAAUGUUUCUUACCACCGCAAAUUUGGCCAAGGCAAAAUCAAAGACCAUCUUGGUGCAGAUGAUGAGCGCUGCAGGGACAGGCUACUUUUUCAACACGAAGAGGAACCGUCUCAGAGAAAAACUGGUGCUGCGCAAACAUGAUCCAUUUGUGAACAAGCAUGUACUAUUCUUUGAGAAGAGGAAGAUCAAAUCAAUUUAACAACACAGCAAAAAUAUAUACGGACAACAUUAAACCUGCUCGGUUUAAACUGACUAU
Etheostoma cragini (Arkansas darter) is the source of this 374-nucleotide messenger RNA. RefSeq names its product mitochondrial ribosomal protein L33 (gene mrpl33). The transcript has 4 exons. NCBI's taxonomy places the organism in Eukaryota, Metazoa, Chordata, Actinopteri, Perciformes, Percidae. Gene Ontology annotation, cellular component: mitochondrion; ribosome. Gene Ontology annotation, biological process: translation. Gene Ontology annotation, molecular function: structural constituent of ribosome. The record is from RefSeq and is a predicted model, not a curated record. The coding region runs from base 120 to 317 and encodes 65 amino acids.